Dictyostelium discoideum AX4 is the source of this 516-nucleotide messenger RNA. RefSeq lists its product as hypothetical. The coding region runs from base 1 to 516 and encodes 171 amino acids. The record is from RefSeq and is a predicted model, not a curated record. NCBI's taxonomy places the organism in Eukaryota, Evosea, Eumycetozoa, Dictyosteliales, Dictyosteliaceae. The transcript has 2 exons.
AUGAAAAAACUAUAUAGGGAGGCACAAAUGAGAAGAUUAGCAUCUGCUUUCUAUGAUCCUCAACAUAUCCCCAUCCUCAAACUGGAUACCCAUGGGUUUGUUUGCCCGCAAGUGAUGAUCAAAUUUGUAAAGCACCUGGUCUUUAUAUUUAUUUCUCAAAUACUCCACGGCCUUAUCCACCUCGAUUGGUUGGUUAUCCAGUUGAGCGACCUGUUUAUUAUAUUGGAAAAUCAAUUAAUGAUAUUAAAAGUAGGGUCGACUUCCAUAAUAAAAAAGAAUUCCAAAUUGGUUUCAGGCUUAAUGGUUUGCUAUAUGAGAUUCCCAUGUAAUAAUGAACGUUCUGAUAGUAGACCAAGUUUUUCUGAAGUAGCCAUGUUAACAAUGUUUGCAACUAUUAAAAACUCAGAUUUAGGUUUUAAACAAACUGAUAUUAUAGUUUUUGAUGACAAUGGAGAACCAUUUGAUAUUUUAAGAACGUUUUAUGGAGUUAAUAUUAAUAAUCCAUUUGGUACUUGA